AUGUUCUCGCAUGACAUCAACGCCCGGAUACUCCAUAUUCCGCAUAGCAAGGAGCGAUAUAUGCAAGUUCGAAUUAUGCAAACUGCCCUGAUCCUGGCCAUCUUGGGCUGGACGUUGACUGCAACUGCCAAGGAGGCGAAAACGCAAACGGUGACGGCAGCCAACUUUGCUCGUGCUGAAUCAGAUAUGUACUUCAGCAAUUUCGUCAGGGACGGUGGCUUCGGCAAAUUCAGCCACACGCGCGAGUUGGCGUCCAUCGAUCACCAGACCGUGAUUCGGUUGAACCGUGACACUCUGUACUCGUUUGGCGUAUUCGACCUUGAGGCUUCACCGGUGACCGUAACCCUGCCCGAUGCAGGAAAGCGCUAUAUGGCGCUGCAAGUCAUCAGCGAAGAUCACUAUGCCCCCGAGGUGUUUUACGCACCGGGCAAACACAUCAUCACCAAGGAGCAAGUCGGAACACGCUACGUGGCUUUGGCGAUUCGUACCUUUGUCGACCCCAAUAGCGCGGCGGAUCUCAAGACCGUGCACGAGUUGCAGGACGCGGUGAAAGUUGAGCAGAAGUCUGUCGGAACCUUCGUCGUUCCAGAGUGGGACGCCGCCUCGCGGGACAAAAUGCGCAAAGCGUUGCUUAGCGUGGUCGAGGCUGCCGGUGGGAUCGAUUCGGAUCGCAUGUUCGGUAGCAAGGAACAGGUCGAUCCCGUGCAGCACCUGCUAGGAACCGCUGCGGGCUGGGGCGGAAACCCUCGAACUGCUGCGAUGUACACGGGGGCAGCUCCGGCUCAGAACGAUGGCAAGACCGCCUACGCACUCACAGUCAAGAACGUCCCCGUAGACGGUUUUUGGUCGGUAAGUGUUUAUAACAAGUCCGGAUUCUUCGAGAAAAACCCGCAGAAUGCCUACACCGUCAACAACGUCACGGCGAAACCGAACGCCGAUGGCUCGGUGACGAUUCACUUCGGUGGCGGCGAUACCACUGCGGUGAACUACCUGCCGAUCAUGCCAGGAUGGAAUUACCUAUUCCGGAUGUAUCGCCCGCAACAAGCUGUUCUGGACAACAGCUGGAAAGUGCCGACGGCGCAGCAGGCAAAU
Mesorhabditis spiculigera is the source of this 1092-nucleotide messenger RNA. The record is from the annotation of a GenBank genome assembly. Lineage: Eukaryota; Metazoa; Nematoda; Chromadorea; Rhabditida; Rhabditidae.